GCAAAUAGUUAUUUGCUAAAUAUCGAUUUAUCAGCUGUGCAAAACUUAUCGACACCAUCUCAUCUCUAAAUCAACCUUGAGAAAUGGGUGGACAUCACGGAGAACCCUAUCAAGUGCCCCACGCAUCGGCCUACAAAGUGGAGGCUGUGCCGCAGCUGGUGGAAGUGAAGGAAGCGCUUGCUCGCCAGGGCUUGAGGGAUCCUUGGCUCAGGAACGAGGUGUGGCGCUAUGAACCCAAGCAGUUCGGCACCCACAGGACUCGCUUGAACACCUUCCUUUUCCGCGGCCUCGGUGUGGGAUUCUGCGCUUUCCUUGUCACCGCCGCUGUUGAAUAUGGCCUGGGCAUUGGAAAGGGUCAGGGCGGUCACGGCCAUGGCCACGGUCAUGAGAAGGACGAGCACGGAGAUAAAGGUCACCAUUAGUUAAAUUUACAGAAAAUAAACCCGCUGUGGGAUUUCGCUUCGAA
Drosophila bipectinata is the source of this 466-nucleotide messenger RNA. It is a transcript of the gene ND-B12, whose product is annotated as NADH dehydrogenase [ubiquinone] 1 beta subcomplex subunit 3. Gene Ontology annotation, biological process: electron transport chain; mitochondrial respiratory chain complex I assembly. Gene Ontology annotation, cellular component: mitochondrion. NCBI's taxonomy places the organism in Eukaryota, Metazoa, Arthropoda, Insecta, Diptera, Drosophilidae. The record is from RefSeq and is a predicted model, not a curated record.